AUGACCCUGUUGGCGGGUGAUGGCUCUGACUAUGACUACAGUGCCCUGAGCUGUGCCUCUGAUACUUCCCUCAAUCCACCUCCCCUACACGAAGAGGAGGCUCAUAAGGGAGCCUUCUACAAGAGGGCACAGCUUGCCCCUGAGCUCAGCACCAUCCAUGACAGCACACAGCUGUCCAGCGCCCGAAAACUACAUGCCAUCAUCAAUGUGGGUGGCCUGCGUUACCAGCUGCCUUGGACCACCUUAGAGGACUUCCCCUUGUCUCGUCUGGGCCAGCUGCACCUCUGCAGCAGCUUUGAUGAGAUCAUGCGCAUCUGUGAUGACUAUGACGUUACACACAAUGAGUUCUUCUUCGAUCGCAGCCCCUGUGCUUUCCGAACCAUCCUGACCUUCCUGAGGGCAGGUAAGCUGCGGUCCCUCAGGGAGAUGUGUGCACUCUCCUUCAGGGAAGAGCUGCUCUACUGGGGGGUCCCUGAGGAGAGCCUGGAGUGGUGCUGUCGCCGGCGUCUGCUGCAGCGCAUGGAGGAGUUUGAAGCGAUGGAGAGAGCAGAGGAGGAGGAACUCUUGGAGGAUCUUUUGGAUUCAGACAGUGGCCAAAAGGAGCACCCAACAGAAUCCAGACUAAAUAGGUGCAUGGGAAAGCUAAGAGACAUGGUGGAGAGGCCUCACUCGGGCCUCCCAGGGAAGAUCUUUGCUUGUUUGUCAGUGUUGUUUGUCACCAUCACUGCCAUCAACCUUUCCAUCAGCACCAUGCCUGCCAUGAGGGAAGAGGAGGAGGCGGGCACAUGCUCCCAGAUGUGUCAAAACAUCUUUAUUGUGGAGACAGUUUGUGUGGCCUGGUUCUCCCUGGAGUUCACCCUUCGCUUCAUUCAGGACCGCAGAAAGCUGACCUUCCUCAGACAGCCACUGAAUAUGAUAGACGUGGUGGCCAUCCUGCCAUACUACAUCACACUGGUGGUGGACAGCACCUCCAAGGGAGAGAAGCGACCAGGCUCUGGCAGCAGUUAUUUGGACAAAGUGGGCUUGGUGCUGCGCGUCCUGAGAGCCCUGCGCAUCCUUUAUGUGAUGCGGCUUGCUCGCCAUUCGCUGGGCCUGCAGACUCUGGGACUCACAGCACGCCGCUGCACACGGGAGUUUGGACUGCUCCUCCUCUUCCUGUGCGUGGCCAUCGCACUGUAUUCCCCGUUGCUGUACUUGAUUGAGAAUGAAAUGGCAACCACUCAGGAGUUCACCAGCAUCCCCGCUACCUACUGGUGGGCUGUGAUCACCAUGACGACAGUGGGUUAUGGGGACAUGGUGCCGAGGAGCAUCCCGGGUCAGGUGGUGGCUCUGAGCAGCAUCCUGAGUGGGAUCCUCCUUAUGGCUUUCCCCGUCACCUCCAUCUUCCACACCUUCUCACGGUCCUAUGUGGAGCUGAAGCAGGAGCAGCAGCGGCUCAUGCAGAGGAGGACACACUUUCUGCUGCGGAGCCGUAUGGCCGGCCUGGGUAGUAACCUCUCCCUGGAGAGUGAUAUGCUCUUCCCCAUAGGGUCGUCUGACACCAGGGACAUGGACGACUGA
Messenger RNA from Scomber japonicus (chub mackerel), 1560 nucleotides. It is a transcript of the gene kcng1, whose product is annotated as potassium voltage-gated channel, subfamily G, member 1. The record is from RefSeq and is a predicted model, not a curated record. Gene Ontology annotation, cellular component: membrane; voltage-gated potassium channel complex. Gene Ontology annotation, biological process: protein homooligomerization; potassium ion transmembrane transport; regulation of delayed rectifier potassium channel activity. The coding region runs from base 1 to 1560 and encodes 519 amino acids. The transcript has 2 exons. NCBI's taxonomy places the organism in Eukaryota, Metazoa, Chordata, Actinopteri, Scombriformes, Scombridae. Gene Ontology annotation, molecular function: delayed rectifier potassium channel activity.